This is a messenger RNA of Gekko japonicus, 882 nucleotides long. RefSeq names its product olfactory receptor 11G2-like. Lineage: Eukaryota; Metazoa; Chordata; Lepidosauria; Squamata; Gekkonidae. Gene Ontology annotation, biological process: G protein-coupled receptor signaling pathway. The transcript has 3 exons. The record is from RefSeq and is a predicted model, not a curated record. Gene Ontology annotation, molecular function: G protein-coupled receptor activity; olfactory receptor activity. Gene Ontology annotation, cellular component: membrane. Bases 1 to 882 code for a protein of 293 amino acids.
AUGAACCUGUCGGGCUACAGCUUGAUGGUGUCGGCCAAUGGGACCAGAGUGCAGGAAUUCAUUUUGCUGGGAUUUGGAGUUGGACAACAGGGACGGUUCCUGCUCCUCAUAUUUUUCAUUCUUCUGUAUGUACUCAGUAUGGCCGAGAACCUCACCAUCAUCGUACUGGUGGUCCUGGACACCCACUUGUCCCGGCUUCCCAUGUACAUCCUGCUGAGCAACUUCUCCUGUCAGUUCUAUGUGUUCUUCUCAUUGGGCACCACGGAAAGUUUCUUCCUGUCAGCCAUGGCCUUGGAUCGAUACUUGGCCAUCUGCCACCCUCUGCGGUACCCGCAAAUCAUGUCCAAAGAUUUCUGCUCUGCUCUCGUGGCCGCUUGUUGGCUCCUCGGCUUCCUGUGGUACAUUUUCCCAAUGAUUUUGAUCUCCAGGUUGUCCUUCUGUGGCCCCAACAUCAUUGACCACUUUCUGUGUGACCCUGGGCCAAUUUUGUCUCUGGCCUGCCCUCCACUAGGAAUUGCCCCUAGUGUCUGCCAGGUCUUUAUGAACGCUUCUGGUUUGGUCAAUGUUGCUUUUGUUGUGCUAUCCUAUAGUGUUGUGAUUCUCACCCUGACGAAAAGCUCUUACCGAGGUGGUCGUAGGAAAGCCUUCUCCACCAUAUCUUUCCACCUGGUGGUGGUGACACUUUAUUAUGGGUCUAUUACAGCCAUAUACUUAGUUCCAAGUGGAGAAAAUCAGUCAGAGGUCACCAAGGCAGUUACACUUUUCUACACUGCAGUGACACCCUUUCUCAACCCCCUGAUCUACACUCUGAGGAACGAUCAGGUGAAGGAAGCUGUAAGUCAGUUGUGGAAAAGGUUUCAGACAAGAAAACUGACAGAAUAA